CUACAAUAACCAGCAUGCCCCGCGCUUCUCGUCCCCAUAUCUUUCAGCCUCAGGCGAGGGGGAGUCUCGGCUGAUCUGCUGACUAGCAACCGACCGAUAUGGCAGCAACUCUGGGCAGCGGGGAGCGCUGGACGGAAGCUUACAUUGAUGCAAUUAGAAGAAACAAAUACCCAGAAGACAGACCUCCUGAAAGUCAUGACCCCUGUGGUUGCUGUAAUUGCAUGAAGGCGCAAAAGGAAAAGAAGUCUGAGAAUGAGCGGAAUCAGAUCCGGCAGGGUGAGGGGAGUGCCACUUAUACGGAGGAACAGCUGCUUGGGGUACAAAGGAUUAAGAAAUGCAGAAAUUACUAUGAGAUUCUGGGAGUUUCUCGAAAUGCCAGUGAUGAAGAGCUUAAGAAAGCUUACCGAAAACUCGCCCUGAAAUUUCACCCUGACAAGAACUGUGCUCCUGGAGCAACAGAUGCUUUCAAAGCGAUAGGAAAUGCCUUUGCAGUCCUGAGCAAUCCUGACAAGAGACUCCGCUAUGAUGAAUAUGGAGAUGAACAGGUGACUUUCACUGCCCCUCGAGCCAGACCUGAUAAUUAUUACAGGGACUUUGAAGCUGACAUCACUCCAGAAGAGCUAUUCAACGUCUUCUUUGGAGGACAUUUUCCUACAGGAAAUAUUCAUAUGUUUUCAAAUGUGACCGAUGAUACCCAAUAUUACCGCCAGCGGCACCGACAUGAGAAGAUGCAGACACGGAAGGAGGAAGAAGAAGAAAAACCUCAGACUACUUAUUCUGCAUUUAUUCAGUUACUUCCAGUUCUUGUGAUUGUGAUUAUAUCUGUCAUUACUCAGCUGCUAGCUGCUAACCCCCCGUAUAGUCUAUUCUACAAAUCGGCCCUGGGCUACACCAUUUCUAGAGAAACCCAGAACCUGCAGGUGCCUUACUUUGUGGAUAAAAACUUUGACAAGGCCUACAGGGGAGCAUCUCUGCGUGACCUGGAGAAGACGAUAGAGAAGGAUUACAUUGAUUACAUACAGACGAGUUGUUGGAAGGAGAAACAACAAAAGUCGGAGUUAACAAAUUUGGCAGGAUUAUACAGAGAUGAACGACUGAAACAGAAAGCAGAGUCGCUGAAACUUGAAAACUGUGAAAAACUUUCCAAACUUAUUGGCCUACGCAGAGGUGGCUGAGAGGAUGAUAGUCCUACACAGGGUUGGGGUUUUGCUACUUAUUACUAUUUAUGUUCCUAAUUCCAUUUUAUAAUACAAUAUUAGUAAAUGAACAUUUUACAAUUUGCUAACUUUGUUUGGUGGGCAGCGUUGAAGGCACUUGAGCAUGGAGCCAUACUUGUCAUCACAGACUUCUUCCUUGGCAUCGGCUCCAGGGGUCAGGAACAGUUCAUCUAAGUUGAAUUAAUGGCAAAGCAUUGGAUUCAACCCCCCUGCUCCACACCUGCCCUGCCUCUAGGAAUGUAGGCCAUCCCAGAGCACAUCCAUGUUUUCUUUCUUCCCUUCUUUACGUAAGUCUCAAUACCCCGUCAUUCCUAGGCAUAGCCAAAGCAGCUUAAUACUCGUUGUUUACGACGUGCACCAAGAAUUAUACCUCUCCCUUCAUGAGAGCUGUCACCUCCCCUAGGAUUCUGCCUUUGGAACAUGUUCCUACUCCUAGUUCCAUGUUCUAAGGCGAAUGUGCAGAAAUGUAAGCUAUUAUAAUCAAUAGUUUUCUGUUUGCCUGAUCUGUAUUCAGAGUUACUAGCAUUAGCAAACUGCCUGAUUUCAGUUUCUUUUACUUCCUCUCUCCCUUGCAGAGGGUCCAGAAAUUAAAAGCUAUUGAGUGGAACAAUUCAAUGGACAAUUUAGAAGAAGGAAGCAGGGGCCAGGGCUGAAGGUAAAAUGUAAUAAUUAGUGCAAGUUCACCAGUCCAUCAGAGAACCCAGAGAAUGUUCUUUUUGUCAUUUCCCUUUUCAGCCGCCCACAUUAGCUAGUCCCUACACCCCACAGAGGUACAGGGGUCAGCCCUAAGAAGAAGAACUGCCAGCCAACCGGGCUAUGAGGGUCUGGAGUUGGCCCCAGCAGUCACUGUCUAACCCGGCGCCCUGUAGUUUGUGAUAUGAGAUGCUUUUUCAUGUAGUCAACAUUUAUUGAGUGCCUAGCGUGAAGCAGGGGCUCUCACAUAUAUUUUCUUAUGUUAGUCUCCUCACAGCUCUGCGAAGUAGACAUCUUAUCCCUGCUUCUAUGAAUGAGAACAUGCGCCCAGAUAGGAUGAAUGGUUGACCUGGGUCACACACUGGUAAUGGCAGAGCUAGAUGCUAGGCUGAUUAUCAGGUAGAAAGUGUGAGAUCAUCCCCAAUUCUCAGACGAUUCUGGCCAGGUUGGUAAAGCAGAAUAUUUCCCAAGGAUACCCCUGGCCCCCCGGCCCUGUGACCCUGUAUCCUUUCUAUGGCAGUCCUGCAUCCACUCAGGACACUUUCCUGGUCUUUAGAAAGCAAGCCCCUCCCUACACCAAUUCUGUAUACAAAACAUGAGGUCCCUCAAAGACAGGCAGCCCUUCCCACUGGUGACAAGAAAGGGCAUAAGUUGUUACCUGGACCAUGUGGUUCUGGGCCUUCCUGCAAAGACGAGCUACCAGGAUUGAGUGGCCCAGAUUGUCAUGAAACUGAACCUGGAAGGAGAGUCACCUACUGGUGACUGUAGUCUACACUCCAUAUUUUUCUCAGAAUGGAAGUAAAGUUCCUGUUGGAAGGAGAGUCUACAUGAAAACUGAUUUCCAAAGUAGAAUUUCUCCUUUGGAUGCAUAGCCAUGAUUCAGGCAGAUGUGUCUAGCAUGAUUCAACAUGUGGGCAUUCUACAGGUCAGGAUAUGCGUCCAGAGGUAAAGAGUGGGGCUUUGGUGGCUGGUAGGGGACAACUACUCAGCUAUGGAGUGGGGGAGCAGCUCCAGAGAUAGCGAGAUUUGCUGCCCACCCAUGUCUAUCCUCCAGGGUUUUGGGGGCUUCCUUGAUCCCCUCUGAGUGACUGAGGGGAUUUACAUGGUAAAAUGUGCCUGUGAGCCAGACAGACUGGAAGAUUUUCCUGUGUACAUAAAAAUCAAAGCUCUCCUCUCCCCAGCCCCUGCUAGAAAAUGGGCCAUAAUUAAACUGACUUGACAAGUUAAAAGACCCUGCUCUAGCUGCCCAUGAAUAGUGUAGUGACAUAUUUUAUGGAUUUCAUGGCAGACAUGAGUUAUCUGUGAUGAUAGUAAAUAGAGGCAAUACUAACUAACUCCAAUAAAUGUCAGGUCUAUUGUCUGUUUUUGUAGCACUGAUGGUACUGUUUUAUUUAUUACCUAAUAGACCACAACAUUCACAUCUUGUUUUCCUCAAGGGAACGGUAUUUGCAUUCGGUUGAAGGAUAGUUUAAUCUAUUUGGUAUGGACCAGAAUAUUGUUAAACUAUAAUUUCCUGGGUUAUAUUUUAGAUGGGUUGUCUGCAUGGUGGUAAAAAAUAAGCGUCUUCCUCUUGCCUACAUCCUUUGGAAGGUUUCCUGGUCAUAUAUAAACUCUUGUGGUAAGGCUUUUUCUUGCUGUCAGAACUUGGCUGCAGCUCUAGACUGUAUCUAUGAACGUCAGUACAAAUCGGAGGCGUGAUAUCGGAGUGGGGCUGAGAAAUGGGGCUUGAGGCUCAAGUGGAAACUGAAGCUCUCAGUCAUUAGAAUGAAAGUGCUUUCUGCACUGCAGGAUCAGCAGUGAGGAGGGAAGCAUGAAAAGCCUCACCACAAAGAACACUGCAGCUUGAAGGAAUCCGUGCCCCCAGAUUAGCAACUCUGGGGUUCAUCUCAAACCAGAAAACUUCUGAACUUCCUUGAUCACCUCCAGCUUGGAAGAAGUGACCCGAGGGAAAAUGCCAUUGCUAUGCUUCCUAUUGGGAACUAUUAGAAAUUACACUGAGCUCCAAAUCUCACUGGAACAGGGGGUCCAGCAGCCUGGCCAAGCUAUGUGUUCUUCUCAUUUCCAUCCUCACACUCAGGACUGGUUCUGGAAGGAGGCACUGCCGGGAUUCCAGAAGCUUUCUGUUCCAACUGGCCAACACAUGCAAGUAGUCUCUGCAUGCACUGUUCCUCACAGGAGCUAGCACUUAAUUCGUAUUUAUUUUAGAUUCAUUUAGGUGUAAGCUUAGUUUCCUGAUAUAUUUGUUUUGGGAAAGGGCCAAGUUACUAUACAUAUUUUUUGACCCUGCAUUGUUGAUACCUCGUGCAGUGACCACCAAGUAACUAUAUACCCAUGUGUUAGAUACUGAUUACAUCAUUUGCAUCCCACUCAGUAUUUGGAAUUAAAGAUGUGAAUGUUCUGUGACCAGAGCCAGGUUUGACAUAAAUGGAAUCAGCUCUGGGUGAAGUGUAAACCCUGAAAAAUCUGGUCACUUGAUCUACUGCAUCUGGACUGAGUGUAUUUUAACAGAGAAAGAAAUUAAAUGAUUUUAUA
Rhinolophus ferrumequinum (greater horseshoe bat) is the source of this 4442-nucleotide messenger RNA. It is a transcript of the gene DNAJC18, whose product is annotated as DnaJ heat shock protein family (Hsp40) member C18. Gene Ontology annotation, biological process: cellular response to misfolded protein. The transcript is spliced from 8 exons. Gene Ontology annotation, molecular function: Hsp70 protein binding. The coding region runs from base 99 to 1175 and encodes 358 amino acids. The record is from RefSeq and is a predicted model, not a curated record. Gene Ontology annotation, cellular component: endoplasmic reticulum membrane. Lineage: Eukaryota; Metazoa; Chordata; Mammalia; Chiroptera; Rhinolophidae.